AUGGCUUCCGCAGUUCGGGGAAAGAUAGUUUCUGUGUUCAAAUUACACGGCCUCUCGCUCAAAACAGAGGCAACAAAGUUUCUGACAGAAGUACUGAGCCCCCUGACUGAAGUUGAGCUGGAGGAUUGGCUCGAUAAAAUUGUAGAAGGCGUUCAGAAACAACCAUUAUCUUCCUCCCUCGUCGAUCGAGAAAUCGCCGAGCAAGCUGUACAGGAGUGUAGUCAGUCAUCGGAGGACGACAGUGAUAAAGCUUUCACUAUCAUCGACGCUUUCAGCGUGCCGAGAUUUACCUUCAAUCCGGACAGGAAAAAGUUUCUUCCGAGCAGUGGAUGUGUGGCACUGCAUUCCAAUAAUGCAAAUGCUAAACCGGAGGUAAGCUCACCGGCAAGGCAAGGUUCAGACGCCGAUAUUUUCAUGAGCCGAACCCAAUUCGAAUUAAGGCCGACCCAAAUUAUUUAGACCGGCUGAAUUGAUUCAGACGCCGAUCUUAAUCGCAGCUGAACUAAGCUCAAAAAGGGAAAAAUGCUGAUUUCGGUCAAACUGCUUACAAAAUACGUUAUAAUAAUUUAUGCUUUAGGCUCAGUACAUGAAAAGUUCGUCGUCUGAAUCAAAGCUGUUCCAAAGUCGUUACAGGGGAAAUGUUCGGCCAGGCUAGACGAAAAGAACGGCUGAACAGUUCCAAAUUGAAACAGGCGUUCCUAAUUGGGGGGGUGGGGGGUCCUGAGGUGCCUGUGACCCCCCCUUGGUAGGCCUUCUUUUGAGCAAACAACCUACAAUAUUCAGGUGGCGAUAAUGCCAUGACAAUAUCUUGGCCGUAAAAGCCAUUGUUGAAAAGCCCCCUUUUUUAAAAUUUCUUUUUUGUAAGGUAUUUUCGUCAAUGGCUCUUGUCUUUAGUUAAUAUGGGCCUACAUGCCGCGAUAAUACGACUGAGCCCGCUGAUGCACGAGGGAGAGCAGCGGUAUAAACCAUAUAUAGUCGGCUAUCCCCGGAUGGUGUCCCUGUCGGUGACCCCCCCUUUGAAAAAUCCUGGCAACGCCCCUGUGUACUUAAUUCAAUGUAUUAGGUUCGGCUAUUGAAAAGUUUGGCAUCUGAACCGGGCCUAAGUUCUUCAUAAUGAGCUCAAACCCCUCCCACCAAAAAAGGCGAAGGCAGCAAAAAUAGGUCCAGACAAUUGAAAAUAAAAUGCAAAUAUCGAGGCAAAGUUUAAAAAGGGAAACAUUGAACUCAGAGCUAGAAUUUUGCCUCCACCCUCUCCUCCCACGAAUUUAAUACUCUGAGCCUGUUUAGGUGGUCCUUUACCUGUGAGGGUAGUUAGUGUUGAAGAAACUGAGAAUCAUUCUAAGUUGAAACCCUUAAAACCUCAAUUUCAUUUUGACCUAAAACGCCUGCACUGCUCUUCCCACUCUUCAUACAACUCCCAUAGUGUCUGGUUUGAAACAUUUGAAAACCUUUUAUAAUAGCCUUGGCAGUUUCAAUAAAAUUCAGCAGAGGCAACUUUGAAGUCUUUUUGUAACAGCCAAACAAAGCAAAAUUUUUUUUCUGUUUUGUUUCAGCCUCGCUCUCAUUAGAGGCCCAGGGCUGCGUUGCCCCAGCUACACUGUAUUUUGAGUGUGAGCGUGGCUUCUCAGUUAGAAGCAUGAUACUGACGGCUAAAGAAAACGUCAACUCCCUGGCUACCCCUUUGUUGUUUUGCCUGUGUCAUAAUAUAAUGGAGUCCUGUUGGGACAGGGAAUUAUGUAAUUUUUCAAGUUCCUUACGUUCCUUAUUUUUCAAGUUCCUUAUAUUUUGCUAUAUUUAGGAUGGGGCUGUAAUUAACUGAGGCAUCGCCACUUGUUAAAUAUUACCCAGAGGUGGGUUGGGGCAAUAAACAUUUUGCAAAUUAAUUUACUCAUGCACUGAUUUUUGUCUAUUCUUUGACCAGGUGUUCAGAGAGAGGUACAAUAUUUUAUACCAGAGAACCAUGAGACAUGAGUUGUUUUCACCUGUGGCUGAAGGAGCCAAUCAGAAUCAAGUGGCAGAAAAAUUUGCUCUCAAGCCAGUGGAGUUUCUCCUUGGAAGCACAGCUAAACUCGGGCAGCUUAUUGUACUGGGCAUGAUGACGCAAAUCAAGGAGGGGAAAUACUUCCUUGAAGAUCCAACUGGGGUGGUGGAACUGAAUUUGAGACAGGCUACAUUCCACACUGGUCUUUACACUGAAAAUUGCUUUGUGCUUGCAGAAGGUGCUUAUGAAGAUGGUAUUUUUCAUGUCAAAGCGUUGGGUUUUCCACCAGCUGAACCAGGACAGGUGACCAGAAAUCACUUUGGCAACAUCAACUUUUUUGGUGGACCAUCUUCUACCAGCCCGAAAGCUUCAGCAAAGCUUAAAGCAAUUGAGAGAGAGAAUCACGAUGCCAUGUUUGUGAUCUUGUCAGAUGUUUGGCUAGACCAGCCGAGAGUAAUGGAGAAGCUGCGGGCUCUGUUCUCAGGGUACUCUGCAGCACCUCCAGCCUUGUUCAUCCUGUGCGGUAACUUCACAUCAGAGCCACAUGGGCCUCAUCAUUAUCACACUCUUAAAGAAUCUUUCCAAGCAUUUGCCAAACUAGUGGCUGAGUUUCCACCGUUAAUAGAGAACAGUCGCUUUGUGUUUGUGCCAGGCACCCAAGAUCCAGGGCAAGGCAACAUCCUACCACGGCCUCCGAUUCCUUCACUUUUUACUUCAGCAAUCACUGCAAAAAUCCCCCUCAGUAUCUUUACAACCAAUCCUUGCAGGAUCCAGUACUGCACACAGGAGAUCAUUGUAUUACGUGAGGACCUCAUCAACAAGAUGUGCCGUAACUCAACUAAUCUGCCAUCGGACUUAAAAGACAUACCUGUUCAAUUAAUGAAAACCGUCUUAGCUCAAGCUCAUCUGUGCCCUAUUCCUCCUUAUGUGAGGCCCAUAUAUUGGACUCAGGAUCACUCCCUAAGGGUUUAUCCUGUGCCAGAUCUCAUGAUACUAGCAGAUAAGUACGACCCUUACACGUGA
Messenger RNA from Porites evermanni, 3004 nucleotides. The record is from the annotation of a GenBank genome assembly. NCBI's taxonomy places the organism in Eukaryota, Metazoa, Cnidaria, Anthozoa, Scleractinia, Poritidae.